Molecule: messenger RNA, 801 nt
Organism: Blepharisma stoltei
Lineage: Eukaryota; Ciliophora; Heterotrichea; Heterotrichida; Blepharismidae
Source: the annotation of a GenBank genome assembly
AUGAAAAGUGACGAACAGAUUGCAAAAGAGCUGCAAGACGAAGAUUUACGAGGUGAAGAGUUCAAGGAAGUAGCUAUUCAAGACAGAACAAAUGAGCUGCCUUUACAUUCCCUUCAGCCAAUAAGUAAUGGCCCUGCUCCAUUUUACGAUAAUCAUGCUGGAUUCAGUCCUAUGCCUCUCCCCGCAAAUAAUAUUCAGCAGGUGCCUGCUGUCAUUAUCGAUCCUGUGCCCUUAAACCCCAAGUACCUAAAAGUCCUCAAAUUCGCGUCGACAACUAAGUGAAUUGCUAUCUUGGAUUGCCUGCUUUGUUUCAUCUAUAUUUUGACAGGCCUUUUUGUGCUAAUUUUAUUGAUUUUCCUGCCUGUUUUAGGUUAUUUCGGUGGAGCAAAGCUAUUGAGACCUUUGUUAGUGGCUUAUAUGAUAUAUCAGAUAUUAGUAACAAUAUUGAGGAUUGCGCUAAUUGCAAUUGCAGACAAUGCGAUAUAUACAGUUUUAACUGUUUUUAUCAUUAUUUUCACAAUCGCAAUUUUUGUAUUCCUUGUCAAGUUCUUCAGGCUUUUAGGAGAUGUAACUCCUCAAGAGCGCUUAGAAAUUUUAGAGUUGAUGAAAGGGAACAGAGGAGCAAGACAGCCAGCAAUGAAUAAUCCUCCUCAAAUUGUGUAUGGUAUACCUGCUCAAUACCCUCCUCAGCAAUACCAACCUCAGCAAUAUCAACCCCAGCAAUACCAAGCUCAACAGUAUCAACCCCAGCAGCCAGCACAGCCUUAUUUUCCAGGCACUGGAUACAAAUUAGAUAACUAA